AGUGUUAGUCGCCCCUGCCACCCUCUUGACAAGGUCCUAGAACUGCCACUGAGAACACUGCAGUAAGGAAUCAUGGAUCCAUGUCCCAUUCCAAUCAAUGUUUGCAAACUCCAAGAAAGCAAUGAAACAAAAAUUGAAGAAACAUUUAAAGAAAUCCACGAGAAGUUUAUUAAAGUACAGCAAGAAUCUAAAUCCUUAAGAGUAGAAGUGAAAAAAAUGGAACAUGAGGUAUCACGAUUGGAAAAAGAAGAGCACUGCUUAGAGUCAAAAAACAAAGUACUGGAAGAAGAAAUUGCACAAUUAAGAUCACAAACAGAAGAAGCUGUGAACGCAGAGGAGUUGUUAAAAUGGAAAAUGUACAAAAUUAAUUUGAUAAGAGAAUUUGAACAGAAAAAUAAUGAGCCUGCAUAUAAAAUAAUUCAGGAGCAGAAAGAACAUUCUGAAGAUGUUGUUAUUGAAACUGAGGAAAUCGAUCAAAUACCGGUACCAAUUGAAAAGGGAUACGUUAGUGAAAUGGAGGCAAAAAUUGCUCAGUUGAAAGACGAAAUAGAAAAAGAAAAACAGAAUAUUCAAAUGACCGAUCCCAAAUUGCUUACAAAUAUGAAAAUGUUGGAAAAGAGAAAUGCAGCUUUACUGAUACGAUACCAACGGCAGAUUGGAGAAGCUACUCGGAGAUACAGGCAAACGCUGGCAGAGGUGAAUAGUUUGAAGAGAAUCUUGGCGGUAAAAAGUUCUAUGCUUGCAGAUACAUGUGAUCCUUCCCCAAAGAAGUGAAACUCAAGUUUUUGUGUAAAAUGGAUCAAAUCUAAAAUUAUUCCGACAUAAUUAUUAACUCAAAAUAUUUUAAACAUUUUAUGUGCUUAGGUAAAUCUUGUUCAAAUUCUGUGAAUGCAUACAGAAGAAUUAUGUUGAUCAAGAAAGAAAAAAAUGUUCAGUUUUUGGCUGGUAUGAAGUAUUUUUUUAUUUAGUAGCCUUGAUAGAACUAAUGUAAUUUUUUUAUCCUUCUUAAUAAUAAAAUGUU
This is a messenger RNA of Macrosteles quadrilineatus (aster leafhopper), 1021 nucleotides long. RefSeq lists its product as uncharacterized. Bases 73 to 774 code for a protein of 233 amino acids. The transcript is spliced from 2 exons. NCBI's taxonomy places the organism in Eukaryota, Metazoa, Arthropoda, Insecta, Hemiptera, Cicadellidae. The record is from RefSeq and is a predicted model, not a curated record.